AUGAACGACGACGACGACGUCUUCUUCUUUGCGGCGGCCGCCGUGCACCCUACCGCAGGGUACCUCUUUGCCGACGAGCUCGACAUGCAGUGCUCAGCUCUGGACGAGCUGCACGCGAUGCUGCUGCAAGAGCCGACGGAACGGCCUUUUGCGUCGAGUUGUUGCACGCUGUCGACUGCGGUCGUGGAGUGCGUGUCGCCCACUUCGCCCUCUUCUGUCACGCACCUGCGGCCGUGCGGAGACAGUGACGAGACGUCUCUACUACCAAAGCACAUUGACGACAUUGACCGGUCAGGGGGGCGGCCCUCGACGUGUACCAACUACAACUCAGCAGUUAUCAAACCGGAAGUUGCUGCUGCUGCUGCAACAAUAACAGCAGCAGCAACGACAGUAACAACAACGACAUUGCGAUCCACGUGUCCCCCAGAGGUACCACUGCCCGCCGUCGCUCACGACGUCGUCGAGACGAGCGACGACGAAGACAGAGAGCGACUUCGACGACGUCAAAGGGGCUAUGAGAAGCGCUAUCGCGGCCGCAAACGACGCGACCUCAAGAUGCAGCGGGACCUGUGGCUCGCGCUCGAGAUGAAGCUCGACGACGCGCGCAAACGCGUCUGCCGGCCGUACGUGCGCGUCGAGGCGGCGCCCAGGGACGCGCUGCGCGUGCAGCUGCUGCUGCUGAAGCUCGAGGAGCGCGCGCUGCGACACGACCGCGUCGCCAUGCGGUCGCUCCAGGCGUGGGAACACAUCUCGCGCAUCCGCGAGUACUCGGACAAGAACCAGCUGCGGACGGCGAGCGAGUGGCGGCACAGCGCCGAUAAGGUCAUUGGCCGCUGUGCGGUGCUCGGCCCCCGUCGGUUCCAUCCGUACGCGCCGCUGCUGCAGCGCCACUUUCGCUGGUAA
Hyaloperonospora brassicae is the source of this 903-nucleotide messenger RNA. NCBI's taxonomy places the organism in Eukaryota, Oomycota, Peronosporomycetes, Peronosporales, Peronosporaceae. The record is from the annotation of a GenBank genome assembly.